Messenger RNA from Porites lobata, 5516 nucleotides. NCBI's taxonomy places the organism in Eukaryota, Metazoa, Cnidaria, Anthozoa, Scleractinia, Poritidae. The record is from the annotation of a GenBank genome assembly.
CUGGUUUUAAAUCCUAAACAUCAUAGAAUUCCUCUGAAAAUGUUACUCGUGGAAUACAAAGAGGAUUCUACAACUGCUUGUCAACUCCCAACCCUAAACCCCUUCCAUCCUAGCGUCACUCAAUUUAUGAAAGAUCUUGGCAAACUACGCUGCACAGGAGAAACGUAUUCAAGCUUCCAAAAUAAUGUGCUGCAAGUGAAAGGCAAAGGAAUCGUUUCAGCGCAGUACAGCAAGAUAGAGAGGAUGCCUGGUAAUGAUUUUGACGUUGUUCUUUCUAACCCAGUGAGUGUUCAAAACACACAGAAAGGUGAGUCAUUUUCCGGUGAUUUUGGUUGAGUCACCUUGAUCGAAACCUUAUCAAUCAUAAAUUUUGAGCUGCCGAUGGUCGAAUUAAUCUAACUUCGGUUAGAAGUUACUAUGAUUAUAAAACAGUUUCCCGCGUUUCCCAUUAAAAGAAAAAAAAAAAGAAAAAAGACAAUGAAAAUUCUCUUGAUCUAAGUUGUCGCAAGUCUACGUAUAAAUCUCCUCAUUCUUGAAUAGCCUAACUGAUGGAUUUUUUGUCAAAUGCAAGUUCCCUGUUACAAUCGGUUUCAGUAAUCAAUAAUGGGGAAGGAAUUUGUUUCGUAAAUUAAAGAUCUCUAGGAGUUGUAAAUUGGCAAAUAAACGCUAAUUCAAAGUAGAACUAAGAUUGUGUUUAAGGGUGAAGACCUCGUCUCAAGUCUGACUACAUAUUUGAUAACGGAAAAAUAGACAUGAACAAAACCGAACCAAAAAAGAAAUGAAGAAAAUGCCUGCUGCUUUCAUUUGGCUUAGAUUAAGGCCACACAAUCAUUAAAAUGUAUCCACAACAACAGCAGUUUGCAGCCAGAAUGCUACUUUGGCGAGCUAAAUUUAAGUUGCUAAUGGUGAUAUAUUCUCACCCAGAGAAAAAACGACAGAAUCAGUGAUUACCUAAGAAGCAGAUUCAAGUCACGUUAGUUUAUAAGACAGAUAAAAGUGCUUUGCACCCGUCAGACAGACUGAAAAUACAGGAUCGUUUAGUACGACCGUAUCCGGGCUGUAAAUUAAAGGACAGAUUCUGGGUCCUUGAUGACAUGGAUGCCAUAAUGCAUUUAUCAUCGUUAAUUUCUUUGUUCAUUUUUUAGUUAUAGUUACUCAAUUCAUUCAAUUCUCAUAGUAGUUGAAAGCUCCGAUCAAAUAUUUAAUCCUGAAAACGACAUGAUGUUAUGAGCUGACGUUAUGAGAUCUUAGAUAGUAGAUAAAGCCUUGGUCGGAAUUUUCAAUAGUCGGCUGAAAAUUAGUUCUUUGUCGAUAACUUGUUAGUUGACAACACAAAAAGUAACUGAUCACACUCUGUUGGACGAGCCGUCUUAGCCACAUAAAAGAAAAAUAUUGAAAAAAGUAAAAAGCUGGCCAUGACAAAAAAAGUUUUCCUUCUGCUUAAGUUGUCGCGUUGUCAGUCUGCUUCAGACGAAUAGAACGUCUGUAGAUCGUCUCCGGGACAAAAGUCGAUACACAUGCGACGAACUACACUAUAAUAAAUUAAACAUUUGUACGAUAAUGUAUAUUUAGCCUCGUUCGGGAGAAACUCCCGCAGGCCGGCUUUUUGGUCUGAUUCAGUUGAUUGGUUGUUCGACGUCUGACCCAACAAACGAUUUUAACUUAAUUUAGGUAGACCCAUAUUACUGAGUUUGGUUCGUCUCAUGAAAAGUUCGACGUUUGGCCAAGGUCGAAGUCAGCAACACAAUAGCAAAAGUGACAUAUUGUGAAAGAUUAUUUAGAAGCCGAUGAUAUCUUUAUUGAUAGCUGGUGAUAAAAUUUAGGUUUGGAUUGAAUCGGACUUUUGGAAGCCGAUAAGUAGCUUUUAUAUGUUACUCAAUUUUUAAUAGCCAUUUUAGCUGUCAGCUAUAGUGAUAAAUCCGAAAAUAUGAAAAAAUAUGAUUGUAUUGUGUCAACUUAUUUUUUGGUAAAAAUGUCUCCGAACAGUGCGUCUCUUUAGAGCCUUUCCGAGAAGAUAUCGAUACACUAAAUAAGGUUUGUGUAUGUUAUGUAUGUCCACCGCUACACAACCUACUUUCAGUAUGUUUAUCUUCCAUUCCUACCAGUUGUUAAAAACAUUUCACUUCUGCAUCUAGGCGUUUUCUUUGGGAAUGCUUCAGUUGACGAGGACUUCAUCCGAGUGGAAGUUGUAACCUCUUCGGGCGAGACGAAAAGUGACGUACACAUGCACGUGUUUCCAAAAAAGGAAGUCCUCGAAAGAAAACAGAAACAGGGCGGGAUUCCUUUGAAUGUUGCUCUAAUUAUGUUUGACUCCACAUCAGCAGCCAAUUUUAAAAGAAAGAUGCCGAAAAGUUUGGAGUAUUUGACCACAUCAUUGGACUCUAUUCUGAUGCAAGGUAAGUGUGCGUGUAUGUCUUUACCUUGAUUUUACGGAAUGAUUGUUAAAUAUUCGUUGCUGUAAUAGAUCUUUUACUUGUAUGUUUCGUUUUCCCAUUUCAAACCACGUGAUGUUACCCCCAUGUUACCCAAAAGAACGGUUUCUUUUUAAUGUCUUCCUACCGGGCAUGUUGGCCUAAUUUAUCCUGAUCAUUGUCUGAACUGGGAAAACUAAAAAUAUAAUACAGUAAGGACCCGCAGAUAAGAACACAUGAUAUCAGGGUUCAGGCUGAUCUAGUUCUUUUUUAUCGGGUGCUUAGUGAGAAAUCAGCCUAACGAUGUUCUUAAUAUGUUCUUAAACUUUGUUUCAGAAAUACUGCACAAACAUAUUACUAGAGGAUUAGUUAGCAUACUUUAUUGUAAAUAAAUAUCAGUAAAUCAAUAAAUAAAAUAAAAAUCUGUCAGGUAGUAAAUGUAACAUUAGUCUCAACAUUUUAAAAAUAUUUCUUACAAUCAUGCUAACUAAACCGGGGCCACCAUUGACUUGUCAGCCAAUCAAAUUUGCUUUCAUCAGUAAAGACUCCAACGGCUAUGCAACCAGAUAGUUUAUUACAUGCAUUUGACAUUUAUAUCCUUCAACCAGCUGCAGCAUAACAUGAUCCUCUGGAGAAUGAAAUCCUUAAGACACCCAGGGAACUGUUAUAGUUUUGUAACAGUCUAGCAGCAACCAUAGUUACAUUGUUUUCUUAAUCCGACAUCCUCUCCCUUAUUAUAGCGGAUCUCUCUCGCGCGCGCAACGGAACACCAUUGGUAAGAAAAUUGGGUAACCAAUGCAUCCGAAAAAAUUUUGUCAGUCACGUGACCGUACGCCAGCCCACUCGACCGCACCACAGGCAUGCCAAUGUAAAAUAACUCAAUCAGCAUACAGGUAUGGCAACUUGAGGUUAUUUUGGCGGGAAAUCGCAUAGCCACCCGCGCCUUGUGAAGCAGAGACAACUUAAGAGUCAAUAAAGACGAAAACAGAGAGCGGAAAUUGUUUUUGUAUCCGUGCUGUCUAAAGUAUAAAGCUUAGAUUAAUUGUCAUGUCCACAAAUUUGGAACACAGAGAAAGAGCGAGACAGAGAGAAAGAGAAAGUCAGCGAAGCUCAACGAGAAAAACAGCGACAGACAGCUGAGCGAGAGAUAAAAGAGAAAGGAGACACUUUUUUUUGCGAGAACAACAUGAAAAUGUUGUAGCGGCGGUGGCAAAGAAAUUCUAGCGGUCACCAAGGUGAAAAUGAGGGGCAGUGAAAAAAAAAUGAACAAGAACACGUACGACAUUUCCUCCAUAAAACGUAACCAGGAAGUUUCUGAAAGUUUCACGUUGUAUUCGUGCAAAACAACGGCAAAGAAAUGUACAAAAAAAGUGUGCUGCACGUGCAAAGUUGCUCUUUUGCUAAUUAGACCUGUUGUUGCUUUUUCACCGUUCUCGUUUCCUUCGCCGCUUAAAGGUGAUGUUACACACGACGAUUCACACCGCUGCAAUGUUGGAACAAUGUUGUAACCAUUCGAAACAAUGUUACUACAAUGUUGCAACGCUGUGUUGCGCUAAAAAUCGCCAUUGCGAAUCAUUUCGUGUAACAUCACCUUUAGCAUUACACGAUUAUAUAUUUUGCUUGAGCAAACUAUAAAUAUUAUCGAGAGCUUCGCUUUUAGCCCUGGCUAAAUCUACAUAUUAUAAGAACAUGUUUUUAUCAGGCUGAACCGUUUCUUAUAUAUACAUGGUGCUCUAUGGGCCAAAUUUCAGCCUGGUGUUCUUAAUCCAUUAGUUCCUAUAUGCGGGUGUUUACUGUAUUGUUUGUGUAUGAACAGGGGAGACUAUCGUGGGAGAUGGUACCACUGCACAACUGUCUGCAAUGCUUACUGGGAUAGAAGAAGCUCGCCAGCCGGAAGCUCGUAGGAGAAUACGUUCGUCCCAUACAGUUGACAACUGGCGCUGGAUUUUUAAGGACUUUAAAUAUCACGGAUAUGCUACGAUGUUUUCGGAGGAUUCCCCUCUAUUUGCAUCCUUCAAUUAUCGCUUGCACGGGUUCAAAGAGCCACCUACAGACCAUUACGCAAGACCAUUCUGGUUGGAAGCCUAUAAAUUGAUAAACUGGAACUACAGGUAUUGUAUACAAAGCCGGGCGUCACACAACGUGUCUUUGGAAUAUUUACUCAGUUAUUUUCGCAUGUACAGGACGACACCAAAGUUUGCUUUCUCGUCCCACGCUGAUAUUUCACACGGCAACCCCAACACUAUUGGUUUUGUUGAUGAUGAUUUCAAGGUUUUCCUGCAAACCUUUGAAAAGGAAUCAUUUCGUAACAGCACUUUGCUGAUUGUUUUUGCUGAUCAUGGAGCACGGUACUCGGGUUUGAGAAAAACUAUUCAAGGAAAACUGGAGGAAAGGCUCCCAUUCCUGUCCAUAACAUUACCUAAAUGGUUUCCUAGCAAGUAUCCUGACCUCUACGCCAACCUCGUCAACAACUCCCGCGUUUUGACGUCACCGUUUGACGUUUAUGCAACUUUGCGUCAUAUCCUGUCAUACCCGAGUUAUCCGAACAGCAUUGUAAUUGGUCAAAGCUUAUUUAACCGGAUUGACAAACAAAAUCGCACAUGUGCAAGUGCAGGUGUCGAGGAUCAUUGGUGUCCUUGCCUCGAUCUGGAGGAAGUGUCAACUUCUGAGGAAAUAGUUAACAAAACAGCGUCGUUUGUGGUGCAUUAUAUUAAUAAUUCGACGUCCCAAAGUGAUGAGCUGUCACAGUUGUGUCAGCGGUUGACUCUUAAAGAAAUCAAGAGCGCGUUUCGUGAGAUGCCGAAAGAAGCUAUGCAAAGAUUUCAACAUACACAAAAUGCCGCAGACGAUACGUGCGACGGUUGCGUAGCGGUGUCGGGCGACAAAGCUGAAAAUACGCUUGUGAAAGACACGCUGUAUCAGAUUCAGUUGGUGACGUCUCCUAAUAAGGGUUUUUAUGAGGCUUCCGUUAGAUGGAACAAAGGUUCUCCUCUGCUUCUUGGAGAAAUUAGCCGUAUUGACGCGUAUAAAGACCAGCCACAUUGUAUCGAAAAACAUUUCCCACACCUCAGAAAAUACUGUUACUGCAAUAAGCAAAGUCAUUGA